Carcharodon carcharias (great white shark) is the source of this 672-nucleotide messenger RNA. RefSeq names its product nectin-2-like. The coding region runs from base 241 to 672 and encodes 143 amino acids. The record is from RefSeq and is a predicted model, not a curated record. Gene Ontology annotation, biological process: homophilic cell-cell adhesion; heterophilic cell-cell adhesion. The transcript is spliced from 3 exons. Gene Ontology annotation, cellular component: adherens junction. NCBI's taxonomy places the organism in Eukaryota, Metazoa, Chordata, Chondrichthyes, Lamniformes, Lamnidae.
CUGAUUGAACCUGGUCGCUCCGGAUCAAAGAAUUUCCGAGACAUUGAUCAAGGACUCUUGUUGCCAUUGUGUGGGUGUGUGGGGGUGGGGUUUGUGCAUUUGACUUCAGAGCCUGGGAGACUGCAAUUGCUUGAGCGGAGCACAGAUUGGCGGUGCUGUUAGCUGGGAUGUGAUCAGGGAGAGCCCAGUGCACUGUUGAGGAAGCUCCAUUUUCCACCUUUGGUUUCUCUUAACUCAAACAUGAAACCAUUCAUUAAUCUGUUUUUACUCUCCAGUGUGUGGCUCAUUCUCAUCACCACAGCUUAUGUUCACUGUGCAGUGACGGUACACACAUCGCUGUCUGUGACGGGCUAUAAGGGACAGGUGGUGAUCCUUCCAUGCUCCGUCACCAUUUCCGACCCAGGUGUGAAAGUGGUGAGUGUCGCCUGGAGCAGUCCUGCCAAGGAGGCAGACCUGGCUGUGUACCAUCCCCGGCACGGAACAAGUUACCCAGGGGAGACCAACUCCAGUCGCAUCCACUUCAGGCGCCCUUCUCAACAGGACGCCACGCUCAUGAUAAACAACUCCAGCAAAAGCGACUCGGGCAUUUACACCUGUUCCUGGACAACGUUUCCCAAGGGAAUCUUUUCGAGCAAAACAAAACUGAACAUUUCAGGCUGUAGGCUUCGCUGA